UGAUGCCAACGUCGUAAGAAAAACUCGGACGCUCCCGUUUUUCUCCCCCUUGUGUCUGUAGAGACCCAUGAAUAAUUUCUUGUCUUUGAUUUCAAUGGCGGGCCUGGUUUAUUGAGGUUUUCAGACGCACUUCACAGUGAAAGGAAUCAAACCAGGUGUUUAGUUGAGCUCAUGGCUAGUUGUUCGUGAGGGGCAGUAAGGACCAGGAGUGGUGCUCAAAUGGAUAUGAAUUAUUAAUUUUGUUCUAAAAUAUGCUGAAUUGGGUGAAUCGAACUUGAUUCUUUUUGGGCUCAAGACUCGAAGGGCUAUGUCUUCUGGUGAAAAAUCUUCCAACGGCUACAUGGAUGUCAAGACUCUAGGAAAAGGCUCGGACUUUGCAGCCAGGCAAAAAUUGGAAGCAACUCCGGCAACGAAAAGUGUGAAGGAUAAUAAAGAUAACAUGAUUCGGUCAGAAGACCAAGAAACCAUGGAGCUUUAUGCACGUGCAAGAGAUCAGGAGAAGGAACUUCAGUAUCUUAGGGAACAGAUUGCCCUUGCAAGUAUUAGAGAAUCAGAAUUAUUGAACGAGAAAUAUGCACUUGAGAGGAAAUUCUCCGAGCUACGGAUGGCGUUGGAUGAAAAGCAAAGUGAAGUUGUUACAUCUGCAUCCAAUGAACUGGCACGAAGGAAAGGGGAUCUUGAAGUAAACUUAAACUUGCUUAAUGAACUAAAGGCUGUAGACGACGAGAAACAUAUCUUCACUACAUCUUUGAUUGGGAUAUUGGCUGAAUAUGGAACUUUGCCUCAUGCUACGAAUUCCUCUGCUUUAGCCAACAGCAUCAAGCACUUACAUGAUCAACUGCAGCUGAAGAUAAGAGCUUCUAAUGCCCGACUUGCAGAAGUGAAUGCCAUGAUCAGUAAUAAUCCCAGAAAUGGCUUUGUUGAUAAAGGAAUUGCAAAUAUAAGUCCCAUGACCGACCAAUUUCAAAAUAAUUCUAUGGGGGUACAUGGGUUUUCUUACUAUAGUCACUAUGCUGAUGGAAAAGGUUCGGAAUCAGCUGAUGAUGCUUCCCGAUAUGUGCAAGACAAUGAUUCGAAACAUGCCAAAGGCUUGACGCGGGACGCUGAGAUACGGCAGUUUCCAAAUCAUGAAAGUAUUCUAGGAACAUUACCUGACAUUGAUAGAAACGUUGCAGGUCACAUUGGGAACAACAUGCUUGAUAGAAGUGGAUUUAUGUCUGCAUCUGAGCAAAGAACUAAUCAAUUUCCCCAUGCUCCAGUGAUGCAAGAUGCCGCAGAUUCGUUUGUUUCAGAAGAUGAUGGCCCUGGAAUUGAAAACUUCCAGAUCAUAGGGGAUGCUAAACCAGGCUGUAAACUCUUGGGCUGUGGAUUUCCUAUGCGCGGAACUUCUCUAUGCAUGUUUCAGUGGGUUCGCCAUUAUCCAGAUGGUACACGGCAGUAUAUUGAAGGAGCUACGAAUCCAGAUUAUUUGGUGACGGCUGAUGAUGUGGAUAAACUUGUCGCUGUUGAGUGUAUACCAAUGGACGAGCAAGGGCGACAGGGCGAUCUUGUCAGAAUCUUUGCCAAUGAAAACAACAAGAUUACAUGUGAUGAUGAUAUGCAAGACGAUAUUGAUGCAUAUGUUUCUAAGGGAUCAGCUACAUUUCCCAUCCUAAUUCUUUUAGAUUCAUCCGAGAAUUGGGAACCAGCAACCCUGUCUCUGAGGCGACCAGGUUUUCAAGUCAAGGUUCAGAGUAAACAGGAUGUUGUAAUCUCCGAGAAAUAUUCGAAAGAUUUGCUGAUCAAAAUACCCAGUGGGCUCUCGGCGCAGUUUGUCUUAACAUGUGCGAAUGGCUCCUCAUAUCCCUUUAGCACAAACAAUGACGUGAGGAUGCGAGAUAUGAUUGUGUUGACAUUGAGAAUUUUUCAAAGCAAGGCCUUCGAUGAGAAGAGGAAAGGCAAAGCAUGAUGGUAUGCUUGUUUGACGAUCUCUUCUUAUAGGGCGGACAGAGACGAAUGAUGUCUAUAGCCAUUCUUGAUUCUUUCUUGGAAUAGAAAUACUGCGAGUUUAUAUACACACACACAUGCAUACAUACACUAUGGCGUAUAAUUUAAAUCAAAAUAAGGUUAGAUCGAGUUUUCUAUAUGUAUAUUGUGGCAUUAGAUUUAUUUCUCCAUGGAAUGUGUUUGUUAUAUAUAUAUAUAUAUAUAUCAUGAAAGUGUACAGCUUUUAGCUUGUGAUAAUUUGGAUCUCACAUAAAGGAUGGCCAUGUAUUAAUCAAUUUGUUAAUUUAGAUAUGCUUACAUAGGUAUGUUCUUGUUCAAUUUUGACCUUUUGUAUACUAUGCAUUGCACCUUU
Andrographis paniculata is the source of this 2338-nucleotide messenger RNA. RefSeq lists its product as uncharacterized. The record is from RefSeq and is a predicted model, not a curated record. The coding region runs from base 308 to 1948 and encodes 546 amino acids. Lineage: Eukaryota; Viridiplantae; Streptophyta; Magnoliopsida; Lamiales; Acanthaceae. Gene Ontology annotation, cellular component: plasma membrane. The transcript has 20 exons.